UGUGAGUCCUUCAGUAUUAGGCAAGCAGAGGGCAGGAGAGUUCAUGCUAACAGGACAUGGACAGUGAGGGGCAGGUGUCAGAGAAACCCCCUGCUGCUGCCACUGGUGAGCAGAUCCUAAAGGAUUUCCAGGUUCUGAUAGAGAAGGUUGGGGGGAAGCCAGAGGUGCUGCUGGUUGGAGAGUCUCAGGAGGCAAAAGACACUCGGGCUCUGAUGACGGCUUUUGUCCAAGAAUUGUUCCCGGAUGCUUGCAAACCAGGGAUCAGUCCGGCAAUAGCUGUGACCCAGACACAGCCAGGGGCCAAGCCUGGUGCUAGCAACAGUCGACCCCAACUCAUCUUCUUCCUGUGCCGAGCUUCCUCCCUGCGGGGCAAGCAGGCCGAGAUCCAGAAGAUCUUGAAGGAAGUGAAGAAGUUUAGCCGCAGAGCCCCAGCUGCUCUGGUGGGAGUCAUCGUGCAGCCCAAGAAGGAAGAGGAGACAGAGGCCCGGAAGCUGAUGGAGAGCAUGCUCCAGGGUGCCUUCCCUAGACAGCCACGUAAACGAGACAAGCGGGGUAGGAAGCAGGGCCAGGCGCUGGAGCUGGAGGAGGUGGAGGUGGAGGUGGAAGUCUUCAUUCCAGGCCGGCCACGGGGGAAACUGGCCAUCAUGAAAGCCGCCUGCCGAGCUUCCGAGGCCCUGCAGCAGCGCACGUCUGCAGGUGUGAAGCAGGAUGAAGACGCUGUUUGGGUUUCACGAGCCACCCUCUUCAAAGUCCUGGGGGCGCUCUGUGUGGCGUGCGCUGGUGUUAUUGGAAGCCAGUACAUAAACAUUCGCACCUGAGACUGGGUCCCAUUGGGCCGGCUUCCUGCCCACAGAUCCUCUGUCCACCUGGAUCUCACCUGUCAUCCAAAAUAAAAAACAUCAGCACCUGUUA
Messenger RNA from Mauremys reevesii (Reeves's turtle), 912 nucleotides. RefSeq lists its product as uncharacterized. NCBI's taxonomy places the organism in Eukaryota, Metazoa, Chordata, Testudines, Geoemydidae. Bases 57 to 818 code for a protein of 253 amino acids. The record is from RefSeq and is a predicted model, not a curated record. The transcript is spliced from 3 exons.